GCGACCCUCUCUGCGGCUGCGCUGGAACUCGGCAGCAGCAAGUUCUUCACCAGGACCGGUCUCACAAGUCUUGUGUGCAUUAGCCGUCUUUGACGUUUCACAACGUUGCCGUCUCAAAACGUCACCGUAAUGAAUGAAGUCUGCUUUUGACGUUUCGAGUAAAUUUGAACACAAGCUGACGACGACGACGAGCGGGAAUACAGCGCGAAAGAAGAAGGCGGGAAGCUAGGUGUUAGCGUGACGACGCGCAACAUGUUGAAUGUAUUCGGUGUGUCCUCAGGGUGUCCUCCUGCUUCUGUCGGCCUCAAGCAAUGAGCAACAGCGCGCCGAGGAAACGACGGAACGUGGAGGGCCCGCUCGCGUCCGCUGCCAAACAACGCGGCGGCGCUAAGGCUCGCCGAGCGACCCGCGCCGAUAGACGGGCCGGGGCCGAUGUCGGCGGACCACGUAGCGGGAUAACAGGUCCCCGAGCGGCUCCCUCGCCCGUCGUUGCGGAGACCAUCGAUGUGAUGGACAACCCGGAGGAGGACAGCUCCGCCGAGGUGGUCGAUCUGACGUCGGAGACGUCGGAAGCGGGGCACGUCGUCGAUCUGACCAACGACACCGUCCUGCUCCUUUCAGAUCACGACGGUGAUGGGAGAAACUCCCCGGGAGGUAGCUACGUGGUCAGCAGCGAUGAGGACGAGCCCUCCAAUGUGGGCGCUAAUGUCUUGUCCUCACUCCGGGCGCGGAGCACCACUAGAUUUACGCCGGGAAUCAUCAGCUGUCCCGUGUGUAUGGACUCUUACUCGGAGAUGGUGGACAGCGGCCGGCUGGUGGUGUCCACCAAGUGCGGACACGUCUUCUGCAGCCAGUGCCUACGAGACGCCCUUUCCCACUCGCACACGUGCCCGACGUGUCGAAAACGCCUGACGCCUCGACAGUACCACCCCCUCUACAUCUGACACUUCUUUCUGUCUUUGUUAUUGAUGUCACAUAUUUCUGUCACACAAUAAAAGUCAAUAAUGUGCGCGAUCCCGGUUAAGUGCUGGGAGGGAACCCGACCAACGGGAUAAACCGGUCAAGUUUCGCGGCGGGACCGGAAUCUUCCAGAUGAACUAGUGUUCUCUUUUUUAUUUGAUGGUAGUUAAAGUAACCGUUCACCUAAAAGUGUUUGUUUAUUUUUUGUUUGAGAAAAUAAAACUGAAAUUUCAAAAUGCUAUUUGUCCGACAAUUUUGGUCAAAAUCGCAUCAUUUAUACAUAAAAAAUAGAAUCACGAUGCUCAGGAGUACCGAUGUUCUAUACAGUUUUUGCUUUAAAAAAAAAAAAAAAAAAAAGCGCUUUGGCCAAGAUUUGCCUAAAACUUUCCAACGGCCCUAUUUGCUCACCAUUCAUUUCAAUAGCAUAAAAACAUCCAUUCUCCCGAAUCAACGGGGUGGCCCAAUGAAAUGAAAUUUUAUUAUCAUUGGUAUCAUUGACAGUUACAAAAUGUGAUAUGAUUUGCCCGAAGGAACCGAAGAAGAAGACAAAGGCGGACGGGAGGAAUCAUAUGCUUAUCAGUUUCCCGUCCCCCAUACAACUAAAGACGCACAUUCAGACAUGGUACAUACAUCAGAUGGCCACAAAACUACAAUAACACAACAAUCUGGGUUUAGUAACUCAGCGUCCAGUCAAGCAGCUCGAUUAAUUUCAGGGCGUACAAGGUUAUGGCUUUGUCAUGUCCUUCACAUUUUUGCAUCUGUUUGCUGUGGGAACAUUUUGUUGUGGCUCAUUUGCGCCAGCCAAAAUUUCCAGCCUCGUGAUGCGAACAUUUCUCUCCUCGACCGCCUGCUUGAGUUUCUCGUUUUCAGCGCGAAUUAACAGGAGCUCUCUGACGAUUUCUUGAUUCUGGUUUUGAAUCAAGCCAGUCAAGGAGACCUCCAACGUCUGUAUGGAGGAUUUUAUUUCAUCCAAGUCUCCAGGUUUCAAAUUCUUUGGAGCCAUACUGGGAGUCGAGCUUGCUGGCCCUGAGCGCUUGAGUGCUUCAGGAGCUCAGAGAGUGCAUCUGUACACAGUGAAGGCUGAGCAGCGAUAGCCCAAUAUCAACAGGAAGUAACUGAAUUGUCCCCAAAUCAACUGGAAGUGACCCUGGAUUACCCCCAAAUUAACAAAGUGACCAAAAUCUAUAAGAAGUUACCCUGAAAUGCCCCCAAUAAACAGGAAGUGACUUCAUAUCAACAGGAAGUUAUCCUAAAGUGCCCCCAAAUCAACAGGAAGUGACCUGAUAUGAACAGGAAAUUAUCCUAAAAUGACACUGAAUCAACAGGAAGUGGCCUGAGUCUCCAUGAAGUGACCUUGAAAUGCCCGAAAUCAACAGGAAGUGACCUCAUCAAAAGGAAGUUACCCUAGAAUGCCCUGUAACACCAGGAAGUGACUCAAAUAUGAACAGGAAGUGAUCCUGAAGCGCCCCCCCAAUAAACAGGAAGUGACUCUGGAGUGCCUCAAAAUCAACAGAAAGUGACCUUGAAAUGCCCCCAAAUCAACAAGAAGUGACCGAAUAUGAACAGGAAGUGACCCUGAAGCACCCCCAAAUCAACAGGAAGUGACCCAAUAUGAAUGGGAAGGGAUCAUGAAAUAGCCCCAAAUCAACAGGAAGUGACCCUGGAAUGCCCCCUAAUCACCAGGAAGUGACCCAAUAUGAACAGGAAGUGAUCUUGAAAUGACCCCAAAUCAACAGGAAGUGACCUCAUAUCAACAGGAAGUUAUCCUAAAAUGCCCCCAAAUCAACAUGAAGUGACCCAGGAAUGCCCCCAAAUCACCAGGAAGUGACCCAAUAUGAACAGGAAGUGAUCCUGAAAUGAACCCAAAACAGGAAGUGACCUUGAAAUGCCCCAAAAUCAACAGGAAGUGACAUAUCAACAAGAAGUUAUCCUAAAAUGCCCCAAAAUCAACAAGUGACCCUGGAAUGCCCCCAUAUCAAUAGAAACUGACCCAUAUUUAUAGGAAGUGACCCUGAAAUGCCCCCAAAUCAAUAGGAAGUGUCCCUGGAAUGUCCUUAAAUCAAUAGGAAGCUACCCAGAAAUGGGCCCAAAUCAAGAGGAAGUGACCCAAUAUGAAUGGGAAGUGAUCAUGAAAUGGCCCCAAAUCAACAGAAAGUUACCUGGAAUGCACCCAAAAAAGGAAGUGACCUCAUAUCAACAGGAAGUUACCCUAAAAUGCCCUAAAAUCAACAAAAAGUGACCCUGGAAUGCCUCCAGAUCAACAGGAAGUGACCCCAGAAUUUCCCCAAGUCAGCAGGAAGUGACCUUAUAUACACAAGAAGUUACCCUAAAAUACCCCCAUAUCAACAGGAAGUGACCCAAUAUAUAUGGGAAUGGAUCAUGAAACGGCCACAAAUCUACAGGAAGUGACCUCAUAUCAGCAGGAAGUACCCUAAAAUGCCCCCAAAUCAACACGAAGUGACCCUGAAAUGCCCCCAAAUCAACAGGAAGUGUCCCUGGAUUGUCCUUAAAUCAAUAGGAACUUACCCAGAAAUGGGCCAAAAUCAUGAGGAAGUGACCCCCAAAUCAACAAGAAGUUACCUGAAAUGCACCCAAAAUAGGAAGUGACCUCAUAUCAACAGGAAGUUACCCUAAAAUGCCCCAAAAUUAACAAAAAGGGACCCUGGAAUGCCUCCAAAUCAACAGGAAGUGACCCCAGAAUUUCCCCAAGUCACCAGGAAGUGACCCUAUAUAAACAGGAAGUUACCCUGAAAUACCCCCAAAUCCACAGUAAGUGACCCAAUAUGAAUGGAAAUGGAUCAUGAAAUGGCCACAAAUCUACAGGAAGUUAGCUAGCUGGAUUGCCCCCAAAUCAACAGGAAGUGACCUUAUAUCAGCAGGCAAUACGCUAAAAUGCUCCCAAAUUAACAGGAAGUUACCCUGGAAUGCCCUUAAAUCAGUAGGAAGUUACCCAGAAAUGCCCCCCCAAAUCAACAGGAAGUGACUCAAUAUGAAGAGGAAAUGAUCCUACCCCAAAUCAACAGGAAGUGACCAACUAUGAACAGGAAGUGACCCUGGAAUGCCCCCAAAUCAAUAGGAAGUGACCCAAUUUGAAUGGGAAGGGAUCAUGAAAUGGCCCCAAAUCAACGGGGAAGUCACUUGGAAUUUCCCCAAAACAGGAAAUGCCCUCAAAUCAACAGGAAGUGACCUAUAUCAACUGAAAGUCACACUAAAAAUGCCGCAAAAUCAACAAGAAGUGACCCUGGAAUGGCUCCAACUCAACGGGAAGUGCCCCCAGAAUUUCCCCCAGUCAGCAGGAAGUGACCCCAUCGAAACAAGAAGUUACCCUGGAAUGCCCCCAAAUCAACAGGAAGUGACUGUCAAUAAGAUGUUACCAUGAAAUGCCCCCAAAUCAACAGGAAGUGACCCAAUGUGAACAGGAAGUGAUCCUGAAAUGCCCCCAAAUCCAUAAGUGACUUCAUAUCAACAGGAAGUGACCCCGAAAUUCCCUCAAAACAACAGGAAGUGUCUUAGCAAAGCAAAGCAUCGACCGCAUGCAUUCUCCUGCUUAUAAUCAUUUGAAAUCUGGGGACUAGUUUGGAUUACAACCCCUUCAUGACGCCCAUGAAUUUGAUGUUUACCGCCGUCAAUGACAGCGCAGGAGUCUUUGCCAAAGUCCACUGAGUGUUAAAUGUGUUUUGACGUGGAGCUCGUCUAAAAUGUGGAAAAACGUGUCGACGUAACAAUGACGGAGCGAAUUUUUCGAGCCACGAGUCAUCUUUUCAGGCGUCGCUCGCUCGGUCAGGUGACCGACUGU
Messenger RNA from Corythoichthys intestinalis (scribbled pipefish), 4756 nucleotides. It is a transcript of the gene rnf4, whose product is annotated as ring finger protein 4. The transcript has 7 exons. Gene Ontology annotation, biological process: positive regulation of transcription by RNA polymerase II. NCBI's taxonomy places the organism in Eukaryota, Metazoa, Chordata, Actinopteri, Syngnathiformes, Syngnathidae. Gene Ontology annotation, molecular function: zinc ion binding; transcription factor binding. The record is from RefSeq and is a predicted model, not a curated record. Bases 312 to 944 code for a protein of 210 amino acids.